Messenger RNA from Acanthaster planci (crown-of-thorns starfish), 3764 nucleotides. Its product is annotated as serine/threonine-protein kinase BRSK2-like. Gene Ontology annotation, biological process: intracellular signal transduction; protein phosphorylation. NCBI's taxonomy places the organism in Eukaryota, Metazoa, Echinodermata, Asteroidea, Valvatida, Acanthasteridae. The record is from RefSeq and is a predicted model, not a curated record. Gene Ontology annotation, cellular component: cytoplasm. Gene Ontology annotation, molecular function: ATP binding; protein serine/threonine kinase activity.
GUAGCCCCAAAAUGAAUAAAAAGAUCCUGCGUUUCCCCACCCACGAAAAAUCCCCCUUUGGCCGUCCCCGCUCCCAGGCUGAUUUGAUGAAGUCAUCGCCAGAACGCCGACAUGUACAGCGUCAUGGGGGAAAGAUGGCUGACACGAUUGAAAUUGAAAAGAAAAUCGCUCUGGCACUCAUAAUGAAACUAUGUUUAUUUUCCAUUGAAAAGAAUCGCAUCGCUGCUUUGCUCCUAGUCAGCGUCAACAGGCGCAGUCCAAUUUUGCUUUUGCGUUACGUUGUCUCCCUGGUAGCGCGCCCUCAAUGCUUAGAACUCAUUUAAUCAGGGCAGGUGGCUCAUGAAUUAUUCAAAGUUCGAGUUCGUUACAAGUAUAGAAAUCCAUGCUAACUUCAGUAUUAUAUUUAAGGUGGUUAACGUUUAAAGAAAUUUAGCAGAGAGAUUCAUUUCCUUGCUUAGUAGAUAAUUAUUUUGUCUUGCGGUUAGGCAUGCUAAGUACCCGGCAAUGUCAAAUAAUUAGGUCAAACUCAUUGUCGUCACAAGAUGAAUAUUCAUUAUCACAUCUUCUAAGCUCAACGAUGGCGAAGCGGUAGCACACGCCCGGUCCUUGUGCCGAUUUUAGCACUUUCUUUGCCAACUUAACGGCGAUGUUUUGCCUCUUCCGACCGCCAGACACGCUAGUGUAUACAUGGACACCAUGUUUAGAGGGGACAUGCAGCACGUGGGGCCUUACAAACUGGAGAAAACCCUCGGAAAAGGGCAAACAGGACUGGUGAAGCUAGGUGUGCAUUGUGUCACGGGUAAGAAGGUUGCCGUCAAGAUCAUCAACAAGGAAAAGCUGAGCGAGUCAGUCUUAAUGAAGGUCGAAAGGGAAAUUGCAAUAAUGAAGUUGAUCGAACAUCCUCACGUGCUGGGCCUCUACGAUGUCUACGAAAACAGAAAGUACCUAUAUCUCGUGCUAGAGCAUGUCUCGGGCGGAGAGCUCUUCGACUACCUGGUCAAGAAGGGCCGACUGACGCCGCGGGAGGCCAGGAAGUUCUUCCGACAAAUUAUCUCGGCCAUCGACUUCUGCCACUGCCACUCGAUAUGUCACAGGGAUCUGAAGCCGGAAAACCUCUUACUGGACGAGAAGAACAACAUCAGGGUCGCCGACUUUGGCAUGGCCUCUUUGCAACUGGACCAGUCGCUGCUGGAGACCAGCUGUGGGUCGCCGCACUAUGCAUGCCCCGAGGUCAUCAGGGGGGAGAAGUAUGAUGGCAGGAAGGCGGAUGUUUGGAGUGCAGGGGUUAUACUCUACGCUCUGCUCGUUGGAGCGUUACCGUUUGAUGACGAUAAUCUCAGGAAUCUCUUAGAGAAAGUCAAGAGGGGGGUGUUCCACAUCCCCCACUUUGUCCCGCCCGACUGUCAGAAUCUGUUACGCGGGAUGGUGGAGACGCAAGCAGAGAGGCGGCUCACGAUAUCACAAAUACAACGGCAUCCGUGGUUCUUAAUUGGUUCAAAGAACGACAAUCAUGAAACAGAACUGCCGAGAAAAACCUCAGUCAAGAUACCAGUACUAAUGAGCGAAGACGAUAUUGACCCUGAUGUCCUCAGGAGCAUGGGGUCGUUAGGCUGCUUCAAAGACCGAGAUAAACUCAUCAGGAAUCUACUCAGCCAACACCACAACUCAGAGAAGGUAAUUUACUCGUUGCUGCUGGACCGAAAGCAGAGGAAGCCAAGUUUUGAAGACGACAGUGAGGUGACAUCAAGAUCACGCUCAGAUUCAGCUGACCCUCCCAGGAAGCGGGUCGACUCCUACCGGAGACGCUCCUCAGAGAGGAAAACCCUAGACCCCCCAGGCGAUUUGUCUGUGUCCCCAGCCAGGAGGGCCCUACAGGCAUACAACUAUGGCGGGAGCAGGAGUGUGACCAACAGCCCCCUGCCCUCCCCCCAGCACAGCCCCCGCCACCCCAGCAGCGCCAUGAUGCCCAUCCCCAACAGCCCCGCCCAUGCCACGCCCCCCGGUAGCCCCACUAGCGGCCCCCAUCCCCCACACCUGCAGCAGCAGCAACAGCAGCUGCAGCAGCCACAGCCACCCCAGCAGCAGUCAUUGUGGCGGGCGCGUCUCAACAGCCUCAAGAACAGCAUCCUGGGGUCGCCGCGGUUCCACCGGCGGAAGAUGAUGCAGCCCACGGACUCGGAGGAGAGCACACUGACGCCAGACAGCUCGCCAGAAAUGUCUAAGAAGUCGUGGUUCAGCAGUCUGGUCACCAGCGAACGCAGCGAGGACGAGCUGUCCAUGGCUAUCAGAGAUCGGACCUUCAGCUCUGUCAAGGCAGACCUCGUACAAGCUCUGCUGUCAAUUCACGAUCUGAGUCAUAGUGUGCUUUCGCCACAUGCCUUCAAGGCAGAGCUGAAGCGGGGCGGGAGCAGCGCCGUCUUUGCUAAGCCGAUGAAGUUUCACGUGGAGAUACUCAACUCGGAUGGCGACACGGGGAAGGAAAACCCCGUCCUUGUGGUGCACUUCACCCUGAUAUCAGGUCCUUCCAGACGGUUCAAACGUUUGGUGGAAGACAUCCAGUCCCACAUGACCACCUCCCGAGGACACUCGGAGUCCUCACUUCGCACGCUCCACUCAUCGGCCAACCACUCUGUGGCCAGUCCGGACCCUAUUGGCUCCCCGUUGACCCAGUCCUUCAGCGAGGACAAUGCCGACGAGGUCUUCACAGAUUGUGUGGCAACCACGUCUUCGGAUGGGCCUUUACGAGGAGAUCGGAAGAGCCGGGCUAUCAGUGACGUGACCAACGGUAAUGCAUCUUUUAACUGACAGACCCUUCCCAAUAAAGGUUAACAUUUAGCAUGCAGGGUGAAAAGAUAUUGGACAUCGGGUACAGGUCUAGGUUUAUUAAGUCAGAUUUUCCAUGUGGAAACAGUUUUGGUAUCGGCAAAUAUGGCUGGCAGGGAAAAUGAUAUCAGACACAGGGCUAAGAUCUCAGAAGUAAUGGAAGAAUAUUUCUUCAGUGAAAUAAACCUCUGAGUUUGAAGAUAAUUAUAUUUUGAUUCAAAGAUCAGCAAGGACAGCGCUAUGUACUUUGACAUUUCACAAUAACCGUUCGUGAUUGGAAAGGUUUGCCCAUCUCAUUUGGAAAGUGCCAAAUCGGAAGGAGAAUUGGGGGUUUUUCAGUUUUGAAUCUGGAAUAUGUAACGGCUGUUGUGGUCUUGUGAGAAGGAGCUCCUUGUUUGGUAUGAGUAGACCUUAUUUAGGAGGAAGCUAUUUUCAGUCUUGUUCCUUGAGUCGUUUUUAUGAAUUGCGGACUGUUAUGGGAUGGUGCCAGACUGUUUUAUGACUGGUUUGUUUUCCAAGCCCCCUUUCAAUGUGUUUGAAAAUCUGGCUCAAAAAUGCUUCGUUCAAUCACAGAUGUUAACUGUUUCAUCAGAGCAGACAAGGACUGGUACAAAUUUGUCGAGAAAUGUCGUCCUAUUGCUUUCAUAUCUACUCUCAAGUUCCCCAAAUGACAAGUUUACCUCACUUUCAAUUUCAAGCUGACUCAUGAAUAAAGUCUAGUGGGCAAGAAGUGCAAGGAGGGGAGAGCAAGUGGGGGAGGGGCAAAGCGGAGGAUGGGGGGUGGUUGGUUUUUAAAAGCCACUUGUUUCAUCCCAUCAUCACCACCCCAAAGAGCUAAAGAUGAUGGGCUAGAAGAUGGGUAUGCUUAACCACUACCAGCCGGGGACUCCGAAAUCGGAGCCGUAUGGUUUAUAUGUGUGGCUUGGGUCUCCGAACUCGGA